AUGGAACAAACCCGUUGGAUAGUCCAAGGUCCUAGCGACUUCUGCGUGUGUCCCUCCACGGACACGGCUUUGACCGAUGUUGUUAAUUCUGGCACUGGUACUUUGCGCAAUGCGCAGUAUCAUAAGAAUGGCGCCACACAGGUCACCCAAUCUACACACCAGCAACAUGCUGAACAAGUUCAGCUUCAGCCUCAGCCUCAGCAUCAUUUACCGAGGUACCCUCCUGAGAUGUAUAGUUCAGCAUACGCUCCACCCCGGCCGGUUCCCAAUGCCAGAUAUGCAAUGGCACCACCCGCUUCAACCCUCGUGCUGCCUAUCCUCUUCAGCAGCCUUUCCAACCACACCCCUUCCCCACCCAUCCUCACGUGUAUGGGAUUCGUCCACGACCCAUCUGUAGGCUCGUCUGGUGGAAGUGCGGUGCAGCAAGGGAAGCGCAGGGCAGUAGAUGCUGUUGACACCCAACAGAACAAGCGACAGAGACGCCUCCCCCCCAAGGAGGACCCUGAUUUUAGAGAAGUCUAUGUUGACAGAAAGAUAAAGUACGAGUGCCAAGUCCCUGCGUGCGGCGGCGCAGUACUGGAAGCAGGCAGCAUGCAUAAGCAUAGAGAAUUGAAAACCCAUCAGCCAGACAUUGCUCUGGUGCUGUGCGACCUCUGUAACACAGCUCUUACUUGUGGGGAUGCUGUGACGCGCCAUAGAGGAAGCGCGUGGUGUCUGGCCAACCAGGCAAAACUACAGAAUGCUAUUUCGGCUAGCUCAUCGGUGACCAGCACCUUGAUGGCUCUGCCAACCAUCACUGUCCCUGAAGGCCCAUUCACCUUCCGGGUGCCAGGACCUGCCAUGAGCUCAGUGCCCCAGCAAACCCUGCACAUAUCCCCUGCUGCACAAUUCACCGCUCCUGGACCAAGCUCAGUGACCCAGUGGGCCCCGCCUUUGCCUGGGAUCUGGCGUACUGCACAAAUCGCCACUCAGCACUCCCCUAGACCUGGACCAAGCUCAGCGACCCAGCAAGCACCACCCUUGCCUGUGAUCUGCCAUGACAUUUCACUGCUGCCCGCAAAGCAAUCCACAGCGCUUCUUCCCUCACCAGUUACAGUCAUUGACUGUCAUUUGAGUUCGAAAUUUUCGGAUGUCUACCACAACACAACCCGACACAAUCUCGAAAAUCGCUUUCGGGGAUGUCACGAUAGAUAG
Messenger RNA from Suillus paluster, 1194 nucleotides. RefSeq lists its product as uncharacterized. Bases 1 to 1194 code for a protein of 397 amino acids. The transcript has 5 exons. The record is from RefSeq and is a predicted model, not a curated record. Lineage: Eukaryota; Fungi; Basidiomycota; Agaricomycetes; Boletales; Suillaceae.